AUGCACAGUAUUAUUUUUGAAUUGUAUGUUUUAGAUAUGAACUGGACGUACUCUGACACCCAUCCUUGUUUUGAAUUAUAUAAUACAACUUAUAUUUUUCUCCACAACCCUUCAAUAUUAUGUGUUUUUAUAUAUAUAAUACUUUCCUGUUUAAGCCUAGCAACAGUUUGUGGAAACCUUCUUGUGAUAAUCUCCAUUGUUUAUUUCAAGCAGCUGCACAUUCCCACAAACUACCUGAUCCUGUCUCUGGCUGUGGCAGACCUGCUGGUGGGAGUUAUAGUUUUUCCUUUUAGCAUGGCUCAGACUCUGACCUCAUGUCUCUAUAAGGAAAAUGUAUUUUGUAAAAUACGAGAUUGGUUUGAUAUCACUCUAAGUACUUCAUCUAUUUUGAACUUGUGCUGUAUUUCCAUUGACAGAUAUUAUGCCAUAUGUAAUCCUCUCACAUAUAAGAAUACAGUAACAGGACGUGCGGCUGGGGUCAUGAUUUUUAUGACUUGGAGUGUUGCUGUUAUGAUUGGUACUAGUAUACUGAGUGGAGGAAACAAUCAGGUAGCAUGCACAGAGACAUGUCUUGUUGAUAUAGUUUUAACUAACAUAACAGGGCCUAUAUUUGCUUUUUUCAUGCCUGCAUUAAUAAUGAUUUGUAUCUAUCUUAAAAUUUUCUUUGUAGCUCAGAGACAGAGAAACAGCAUCCAGAUUUCUAAAUGUGGUGUGAUAAGUAAGACAGAGAGGAAGGCCACUAAAACCCUGGCCAUAGUGAUGGGGGUUUUCCUCUUAUGUAUGACUCCAUACUUUCUGUGCAUUAUUUUUCUGCCUUUCGCCAGUGAAACUCCACCGUUCUCUCUGAUCGAAGCUCUCAACUGGCUCACACUGUCCAACUCAAUGCUCAAUCCUUUUAUUUACGCCUUCUUCUACAGCUGGUUCAGGUCUGCCUGCAAAAUGAUUGUAUUUGGAGAAAUAUUCAAAAGUAACCUAGCAAAUACAAAACUGAUGGGAUGA
Boleophthalmus pectinirostris (great blue-spotted mudskipper) is the source of this 999-nucleotide messenger RNA. Its product is annotated as trace amine-associated receptor 4-like. The coding region runs from base 1 to 999 and encodes 332 amino acids. The transcript is spliced from 2 exons. Gene Ontology annotation, cellular component: membrane. Gene Ontology annotation, biological process: G protein-coupled receptor signaling pathway. Gene Ontology annotation, molecular function: trace-amine receptor activity. NCBI's taxonomy places the organism in Eukaryota, Metazoa, Chordata, Actinopteri, Gobiiformes, Gobiidae. The record is from RefSeq and is a predicted model, not a curated record.